Messenger RNA from Pollicipes pollicipes, 1263 nucleotides. RefSeq names its product eukaryotic translation initiation factor 2 subunit gamma (gene eIF2gamma). Gene Ontology annotation, molecular function: GTPase activity; translation initiation factor activity; GTP binding. Gene Ontology annotation, cellular component: cytosol; eukaryotic translation initiation factor 2 complex. The record is from RefSeq and is a predicted model, not a curated record. NCBI's taxonomy places the organism in Eukaryota, Metazoa, Arthropoda, Thecostraca, Pollicipedomorpha, Pollicipedidae. Gene Ontology annotation, biological process: formation of translation preinitiation complex.
AUUGGCUGCGCAUGCGGUGUCGUCUGGCGAGAGCGGAAGUGGUUGAUUUUGUCUUAGGAGUUAAAAGGGUCGGUUCCUGCAGUAACUUAUUGUGCGUUGCCAAAAAUGUCCGGACAACCUCAUUUAGCUAAGCAGAGUUUAGUGGAUUUGGACAUCGGAAAGCUGCACCCACUGUCACCUGAGGUUAUUAGCAGGCAGGCGACCAUCAAUGUAGGUACAAUCGGCCACGUGGCCCACGGCAAGUCAACCAUCGUCAAAGCUCUGUCGGGCGUGCAGACGGUGCGCUUCAAAAACGAGCUGGUGCGCAACAUCACCAUCAAGCUGGGUUAUGCAAAUGCGAAGGUGUUUAAGUGCGACAAUGAAAAGUGCCCGCGUCCCACGUGCUACAUAGCUGCCGGCUCCUCCAAAGAGGACAGCUUCGUAUGCAGCCGACAAGCCUGUAAUGGACACUUCCGCCUGAUCCGGCACGUCUCGUUCGUCGACUGUCCCGGCCACGACAUCCUCAUGGCCACCAUGCUGAACGGCGCCGCCGUUAUGGACGCCGCCUUCCUGCUGAUCGCCGGGAACGAGUCGUGUCCGCAACCACAGACCUCCGAGCAUCUGGCCGCCAUCGAAAUCAUGAAGCUGCGCCACAUCCUCAUCCUGCAGAACAAGAUCGAUCUCGUCAAAGAGACGCAGGCGAAGGAACAGUACGAGCAAAUCCUCAAGUUCGUGCACGGUACGGUGGCCGAGAACGCGCCCGUCAUCCCCAUCUCGGCGCAGCUCAAGUACAACAUCGAGGUGAUCUGCGAGUACAUCGUGAAGAAGAUCCCGGUGCCGGUGCGCGACUUCCUGUCGGCGCCGCGGCUCAUCGUCAUUCGCUCGUUCGACGUCAACAAGCCGGGCUGCGAGGUGGACGACCUGAAGGGCGGUGUGGCCGGCGGCUCCAUCCUGCGCGGCGUGCUCAAGGUGGGCCAGGAGAUCGAGGUGCGGCCGGGCAUCGUGGAGAAGACCCAGGACGGCAAACUGAGCUGCCGCCCCAUCUUCUCGCGCAUCCUCUCCCUGUUCGCCGAACAGAACGACCUGCAGUUUGCUGUGCCCGGCGGUCUGAUUGGCGUGGGUACCAAGAUUGACCCGACACUGUGCCGCGCCGACCGGAUGGUGGGUCACGUGCUGGGUGCUGUGGGCGUCCUGCCCGACAUCUUCACCGAGCUCGAAAUCUCACUCUUUCUGCUUCGCCGGCUGCUCGGAGUCCGCACCGAAGGAGACAAAAAGGGAGCCAGG